This is a messenger RNA of Microstroma glucosiphilum, 1361 nucleotides long. RefSeq names its product Mov34-domain-containing protein. The transcript is spliced from 3 exons. NCBI's taxonomy places the organism in Eukaryota, Fungi, Basidiomycota, Exobasidiomycetes, Microstromatales, Microstromataceae. The coding region runs from base 155 to 1147 and encodes 330 amino acids. The record is from RefSeq and is a predicted model, not a curated record. Gene Ontology annotation, cellular component: proteasome regulatory particle; proteasome complex. Gene Ontology annotation, biological process: proteasome-mediated ubiquitin-dependent protein catabolic process. Gene Ontology annotation, molecular function: protein binding; metallopeptidase activity.
CAAGGACGAUCAUCAAGAAGCCAGAUCCAACAGCUCCAACGUCGACCGGCGCUAGCAACUCCCCGCGCUCAGCAUCAUACCCUGUACCAAGACUCGCUGAGGAGUUCAUCCAUUCGUCAUUCCCCGCCUUAGUUGACCUGAGGUCUAGACAGCUAUGCCGACCACCACAGCAGAGACGCUCACUCUGGCCUCUACACAAGUCAUCGUUCACCCACUUGUCCUCCUCUCCGUCACAGAUCACGCCUCGCGCUCACCUUCAGGCCCACGCAAGAGAGUGGUAGGGGUGCUGUUAGGCCAAGAUGAGGGAACACAGAUCAAUGUAGCCAAUUCUUUUGCAGUACCCUUCGAGGAGGAUGAGAGAGAUGGAAAGACAUGGUUUCUGGAUCAUGACUACAUCGAGUUCAUGACGGGAAUGUUCAAGAAGGUCAAUGCUCGAGAAAAGAUCGUAGGAUGGUAUCACACAGGACCUCGUCUGCGCUCGUCGGAUCUCGAGAUCAACGAGGUAAUGAAGCAAUUCAUCCCCAAGCCGGUCAUGGUCAUUGUCGAUCCCCGCUCCAGGGACACGGGCAUCCCCACUGAUGCUUACAUUGCAGUGGAAGAGAUUAAAGACGACGGAACAGCGGCGGAGAAGACCUUCACUAGGGUACCUUCGUCGAUCGAGGCAGAGGAGGCAGAAGAGAUUGGAGUCGAGCACCUCUUGCGUGAUAUCAGGGAUACAACACAGGUCGGUACUCUGUCUGAGCGAGUAGGCAACCAGGUCGCAGCUCUCAAGGGACUACACUCGAGGCUAGACGAGAUUGCACACUACCUGGACGAUGUGACAGCAGGGAAGCUACCGCUGAACCACCAGAUCGUGUAUAAGCUGCAAGACUGCUUCAAUCUGCUACCGGACCUGGAGAGCGAGGACCUCAAGAGAUCGAUGAGCCACGCUCAGAACGACCAAUCGCUCGUCGUCUACCUCAGCUCUCUCAUCCGCGGAGUCGUGGCGCUGCAUGCUCUAGUGGACAACAGGAAGACGAAUGCAGAGGAGACGGGAGGAGGGUCAGAGGAGAAGAAGGACAAGGAGGGAGAGGAGGAGAAGGACAAGGGCGAGAAGGACAAGUCGAAAGACAAGGAGGGUACCAAGGCCAAGAAGGGCGACAAGUGAGGAGGAGCUUGCAGUGUCACCUCAAUCUACAUCAUUACACACUACAGAAUUCCCCUGGCCAGCCAUCCAUCAAGCGUCUCCCACUCUCUUGAGCCCGAUGCCCAAUUUACCCGGCGUGACUUCAUUUCGGCGCCAGAAGUCUACCAGCAGCUUGGCCGUCUUCUCCGGAGCGUCCUCCUGUAGACAAUGACCGACGUCUGGAAACACGGUGAGU